Molecule: messenger RNA, 1248 nt
Organism: Leptidea sinapis
Lineage: Eukaryota; Metazoa; Arthropoda; Insecta; Lepidoptera; Pieridae
Product: cilia- and flagella-associated protein 36
Exons: 7
Coding region: 82-1083 (333 amino acids)
Cellular component (GO): axoneme; ciliary base
Source: RefSeq, a predicted model, not a curated record
UAGUGCUGAAUACCGACUACAAGACAUUAUAAUUCCAGAAAAAAAAUACAUUUUCCUUUUAUCUUCUAACGCUGAUAAUUCAUGGACAACUUGGAUAAUAAUGCCUGGGUAUUUGAUUCCCUCAUUGGUUUUUUGCAUGGGCCGAUUUGGAACGUACCAUUGCAAACAUUUAUUGAAGAGAAAUCUCUGCCGUUUGAACCAACUGAAGAUGGCGAAGUCUUCGACAGAGAAGAAUAUAAGAAAAUUCACGACGAUUACAAGAACUUGGUAGAUGUUAUGCUUGGAUCUUUUAUGGACGAUAUCGGUAUUAGUGCUGAUCAAUUCGAAGCAGCGUGUAAGCUGUCAGCUCACGACUUAGCUGGUCUUCCAUCGUAUUUCCAUAAGCGACUAUUUGAACAAAUUUGGGCCGCCAACGAUUACGAAAUGUUUGUUAAAAUGAUGACCCAUAAGAACGUUGAGUUACAACUGCAGGCACUAGAACUAAUUGAAAAGAGGUUUGGCACUUUACCCAGUUUAUUUUCGUCGGGCACAGACGACCUGGAUUCAUCUCGUAGCGACGAAAGUGCAGAUUGGCCAGAUAAUGAUGAUGUUAUGAUGGAAAUAAAAAAAUUACAGCUUAACGACGUCGAGAACCACGAGGAAAUCUUGGUUCCACCCGAAGAAGUUAUGAUAGAAAAACAAAAUCUUCUUACCAAAUUACAUAGCUUUGAUACUAAUGAAGACAAUAAAAAAGAAGAACUGCCAAUUGAAAUACCAGUAAAGGCUGAAAUACCGAAACCAGCUCCGAAGAAACAGCAGGUAUCUGAAGAGGAGAUAUGCGCACGACAAGAAUAUCUUAAACAGCAAAGAGACAAACUUCUGGCGCUGAAGAAACAAGUGCGACAAAAACAGCUCGGUGACGUAGAAACAGAUGUCUUAAGCGGCGGUGGUGAAGGACCCCACAGCGUCUCGCGACCUAAGUCUGCGCGAAUCGCUAAAGCAGCUCUCUCCGGUUCUACCCCACUUCCGGCUGUCGAUGCUAUGCAGCUAAGACGAGCUCUUGCGACCAAACUGAAGACUGAAGUGGUCGACGGUAGCCAUUAAGCAGAGACCAAUACUUGAUUCUCUAUUAUACCGACGAGUGUAAUGCGAGAUAACUCUGCGCACGACUAGUGGCGUAGGUUUUGUUGCUUGUUGAAGGUUAUAAGUUUUACCUUUCACCACAAUAGUGGCUUGACAUUCAAAUAUUAAAGAACAGUAUGUUAAUUA